GACAAAAACUAGGGUUCGGCCAUAUACAUGGGUUAAUAUCACUUUCACCACCACUAACUUUUACUAGUGAUAAUUAACACCAUCACCAACUCGAUAUAUGCACUGCAACAUCUCUCUCUCUCAAACAACCAAUGACGGCCGGGCAACGACGGCGAAGAGUUUCUGGGAUCACACGGCGGCGGCGACAGCGCUGCCUUCGUGGCAUGUUACCAGGAGUGCUUGGACAAGCACUGCAACAGAAGCUGGUCGGGUUCCUGGUGCCUCGAUCGAUGCGUUGACGUCUGCACUCUUCCUCAUUUUGAUUACGAAGACGGCGAUCAGUCGGCGCCGCAGUCCUACGCCGCCAUACCGGAGCCGCAGUGGGUCGGCAAGGUCUUCGUUCCGGUGAUAGCUUAUUUAUAUAGUUGUUAAACCUAUAAUUGCAUGGAUAAUUUUGUAUGCGCUCAUUCCACCAAAUUAUGCAUUUGUAAAGAGAAACGUAUAUUGCAAAGGGCCGGGUAGCACUCCGAAAACAUACAUGGCAAUUUAAAGGAGAGAAAAGAGGAACUACUCACCUCCCUUUGGGCAAAUUGAUUUCUUUUUCUUUACCUAAAGCCAAAAAAGCUAGACGCAAAGGCGACCAGCCCGCCAAUUGAUCGAGUUCGUUGCUGAAAAUAGAGAGGUCUUUUGUGAACGUUAAAGGGACGACGAAAUGAAUGUCUCCACUUAAUUCCGGAAAUGGCUUCUUACGUGCCUGGUAUUGGAAUCUUGGAUCAAACUAUUCGUAGUUCAAGAUCCUCCUCCCACAAUGCACAUGUUCGUCGCUAUUGGAUUGUCGAGAAACUUGAGAUGCAUGCAAUAUCUGCCUCUAAAAGUACCUUAAACGCAAUAAAUUUACGCUAUGUCU
Messenger RNA from Linum trigynum, 886 nucleotides. The record is from the annotation of a GenBank genome assembly. NCBI's taxonomy places the organism in Eukaryota, Viridiplantae, Streptophyta, Magnoliopsida, Malpighiales, Linaceae.